GUCUCUACUUUAUGCACACGGCUAUCUUUCGUCUUCGACCUGGGCCUUCCGCUGGUGCUGGUGAGGCCAUGGAGAUUCACGACCCAGUCCAGACAGGCGCCAGCAGGUGCAGCACUCUCAGAUGACGAGGAAAGUGUGGAUGAGAAGCAGGCCAGCGGAAUCAGGCGAUGCAGAUGCGCCAACAGAUGGAGCCGCUGCCUGAGGAUGGGAGGCUUGUUUGCAUGA
Molecule: messenger RNA, 225 nt
Organism: Effrenium voratum
Lineage: Eukaryota; Dinophyceae; Suessiales; Symbiodiniaceae
Source: the annotation of a GenBank genome assembly